CACAGAUAACACAUACAUCAGCUCGUGUGGCCGGCGGUCGGGUCGGGUCAGUCACUAGUGAGUGCAUCCAUAAGUUAGUUAGCGUCCUUGAGCUGUUUGAGCUCGAAACGGCGCGGCAGAAUCUCCUGCUCGAUGCCCUGGAUGGAUGGUAUGUGCCCAGAACACACACACACACAUUGGAUUGGCAUAGUCGCAUCAUGACAGUGUCUCGUCUGUCUCUUGCUUGUGACCUGGACGACGAAUGACUUGAGCAUGUCUGGCGCAUCCGGCACGUCGAGCUUCAACUGACGAACGAACCACCAGUGCAGUGCACGCACACACAGACAGAGAGAGAGAGGUAAGGAAGGUCACACCCGACCCGACCCGACCCGACCCCUGUAUGUCUCUGUGUAUGUGUACGGUAGGUACCUCAUGCAGUCGGUCGGCGGUGUCGUUGAAUCCCCGAAUGAUGUCGUCGGCAUGCAGCUCCUUGGCGUCCUUCAAAUGAGAUAUCAAACCCAGCGCAGCUGUGUGCAUCAAUCACAACAGGAGAGGACACACGCCAGACAACAUAACCCAACCCCACCCCGUGGCUUGGCUUGCAUGAUCCAUGGGAUGGAGGGGCACUACAUACACUUGCCUUCGCACUCUCUGCCGCUGCGUUCCAUGGCGAGUGAGAUGGUUUUGCGGACGAGUUCGGCAGCCUGUGGGGGCGCCAGGUCCAUCUCCUUGACGCACCGGAGGGCCUCAUCCUUCUCGAGCGAAUCGAAAUACUCCAGGAUCGUCGUGUGCAACUGACCACACCACGCGACACAGAAACAGGUGUACUGUACCCAUGUGUGUGUGUGUAUGAUGUGGUUGCCUUGCCCUCACCUCUUCCUUGAAUCGCAUGGCCUCGUCAGACGUGGGGUCAACACCUGUCCAGAUCUGCACACAAGGGACGGACAACACAAGGGAGGGGAUGGGCCCACCCAGUUCAGUUGUCUGUCUGUCUGUCUACCUUUCUGAAUCGUGCGGUGAGGCACUUCUCUCCCUCGGACAGCAACGCCAUGGCCUUGCGCGCCACAUCCAUACCCGACGUGCCACCCACACGCAGACGCAACGCAUUCUGUCCAUCCACAAUGUGACACAUUGCAUUGCAUCGCAACAUCAAUCACAUUUGAAUGGACUGGAUGGACAUGAGCCUCUCCCGUCUCGUGUCGUCCCCCUCCCUCCCCUCCCCUCCCUCCAUCUGGCCGGACCGACCUGCAGGAAUAUGGGCGGCAGGAUCUCGUCAACCACCGCCCUCAACUGCACACAGCAAACCAAACCAACCAACAGCACAAACAAAAAGCCAGCUGGCCGUUGUGUUUGCCAUGCCAUCCACUCCACUGGCUCCCCUGGCUUCACCCAGGCUGGGCUGACCAUGAAGUUAAGUAGGUAUUCGGGGGCUCUGGGGCAGUCGAGUGUCCAGUCGUCCAUGGCAGCCAUCAGCCGCGAGAAGGCCAGCUGGAUGUCGUCACCCUUGACCUCCUUGCCGUAGAUCGACGACAGCAAACUUGACACUAUCUCGCGGUGGCUGCACAGCACACAACACACAUUCAUACAUCCAUCCCCAGCCAACGGGGAGAGGGCUGGGCCAUUUACUUUAUAGGAUGUGAUGUGUGUGAUCCAUGUCAUGACUGACAUGCACCUUACUCACCGGUCGCUUCUGUCGCAUGAGGCGGUGAUGAGUUUCUUGACGAACUCGUGCUGGAACGACACCGGCGACGAAGCGGACGACUCGGACAGCGUCUGCAAUGCAUUGCAAUGCACCCAAACAUGAUGUACAUACAGGCGAUCCAUUGAAUUGAUGCCUGUGAAGGGUGGGUUUGUUGUGCGGCUCACUGACUCGUUUGACUUCAUCUUCGCCGCCUCCCUCAAGGAACUCGUCCACACACUCAGCCAUCUUGCCCCUGUACGCCACCAACCUGCACACACACACAUACAGUGAGUGUGUGAGAUGGAUCGUGUGUGGCGUGGGGUGCGUCUCCGUGUUGGUUCAGUUCACGUACUGGUCGAGUUGUUCCUUGAGUUGUGGGUAUUCCCUCUGGUUGUCCUCUGUCUCCAUCAGGGCUCUCAGGAACUGCUGCGGGUACCGGUGGGCGAACGAGGCGUCCAGGCACCCGUCAGCUAUGGCGCAGUCGAUGAACGACACCAACUGCUCGCGGAAACCGGGGUCGUCCUGACACACGUGAAACAAACAAACGCAUGUGUGACAUUUAAGACAACCACACGCAAUGCACCCUUGGCUUGGUAGGUGGGCCUGCCUCGUGUGUGAGUGUACCAGUACGAUAUCGUCGGCCCUCUGGAUGAGUUUCUCGAACCCCCUGGUGAGGUGCUGCUUCGUCAACACGUGGCUGUCGUACAUGACCGUCAACAACGCAGCUGAUGGCACAAUACAAUCACAUCACACAUUCACACACACAUUCUGUCAGCAAGUCUGACGUAUCACCACUUCAGUGCAGUGCAGUCAGUGCGUUUGUGUAGACGAGAUGAGUGGCUGCGGUGCGGUGGGCUGACCGUACAUGUGAGUUGCUGUGCCUUGGUGUCCCUGUCGCAGGCCCGCAGGACGACCCUGGCGACGAGGUCGUCGUAAAAAGACGGGCAGUUGAGUGCCUUCAGGGCCUCAGUCGCCUCGGCGCUGUCCUCGUUGGUCAGGUACUCAUCCAAUAUCAACGGCCAGCGGCUCGAAAACUCCUCGUAGUUGAUCACCUGCAGCACAGGCAAUGGAUGGAUGGAUGAAAGGGCAUAUGAUGGCAUGCAUGGUCAAGUGAGUGCUGGCUGUGGCUGUCUUGUUGGUUGGUUGGUUGGUGGCUAAGCUCCCCCACCGACCGGUUUGUCGUGUGCGGAUUUCUCCCCGUGGUAGCUGGACGAGUGCCGCCCCUUGUCCUGGAAGGUGCGCGACAGGUCCAUCUCAACCAACACAUAGUCGUCCUGACAUAUUGGUGCAAUCAAUGCAGACAACACACACACAUACACACACACAUUGAGUGCUUACCAACACACACCGUGUGUUGUGUGUCUGCCCACCCCACGCGCCUCGCCUGUCUCCGCGGUGGAUGACGUACGAUUGUGCAUUCAUUUCAUGUGUACCUACCUCUCCUUCGCUGUCAUAGUUGGGGUCGUGUGAGUCGAUGGGCUUGGCGACGGCCUCCAGCUGGUCACGCACCUGGUUGGUCUUCUUGCCUGGGUCAUCGAGUGAGGCAGACAGACAGAUCUCAAUCAUAUGAGCGCUUCGGCCAUCUGGAUGGCCACCCCACCAUCCUUACCGAUGAUCUUCUCGUACAUCGUGGGUGGGCGUUGGAUGAGAUGAGAGGGAGGGCCUCGAGGAGGGCGCACACCCGCCUCCUCACUCACGAGUGGGCCGGCUGCAACGGUGGUCUUCGAAUGUGAGGAGCUGCCACGUGGUCGUGCGCCAGUCAGCUUGGCGGUGUGGCUAACUGCCGCCUGCACUGGGCAGUGCCUGGCGAUGCGCAGAGGCCGCCAAGGCUCAGAUUUUGA
Messenger RNA from Vitrella brassicaformis, 3501 nucleotides. NCBI's taxonomy places the organism in Eukaryota, Vitrellaceae. The record is from the annotation of a GenBank genome assembly.